AUGAAAGAGAGAGAUAACAUUGCAAUACAUUACGCAUUGGAGUCUGGAGUCCAUCAUACAACUAACAUAUUGUUAGCCACGGCACUUGUCAGAGUGACCGCCGAGAACGGACGUAAACUACAACUACGAGCAUUGAUCGAUCUAGGGUCUGAAGGAUCAUCCAUCACAGAAAAGGCUGCACAAGCUCUUGGUCUCAAGAAACACACAAUCAAUGGCACAAUCAGCGGUUUAGGAAACAGCACUGUGUUGCAUGCUAAGCAUAUGUUAACAUUGAAUCUACAAUCAGAAUAUGAUAAAACAUUUAACCUCCCAGUACAAGCAUAUGUGCUAAAGACCUUGACUCGUCUUCUACCGACAAAUCAAGUUGACAAGAAAUGGGAACACAUACAAGACUUGCAACUAGCCGAACCCCACUACGGCACACCAUCUACAAUAAAUCUUCUUCUAGGAGCUGAAGUCUACAGUAACAUUAUGUUGGAGGGUCAAGACGACAACAAUAUUUUACAAAAAUUCUGGGAACUUGAAUCUGGAGACACAAAUAAAAACAAAUUACAGAAGAAGAAUAACAAUAUGAGACAUAUUUUGAAGAAACAUAUACAAGAGACAACGAAGGAAGAUACAUAG
Messenger RNA from Parnassius mnemosyne (clouded apollo), 624 nucleotides. The record is from the annotation of a GenBank genome assembly. Lineage: Eukaryota; Metazoa; Arthropoda; Insecta; Lepidoptera; Papilionidae.